GUUUGUGGUGAUUUGCGCUUAGCGGAUGAUGCAGAUUGCAAAAAUAGACUCUGGUCAGCUACCCUUCCUUCAUAGCUCGCUAGUGUUGUGAUAGAGGGAGAACCAGAACGUACAUAUACUAGAUAACGCGCGAACGAUCGUCUACCGCCGCCGGAGCAAUCGUCAUCGGUUGGGAUGGACUUCCUGCUUGGAGGAUUCGCGGCGACCUGCGCCGGGCUGUUCAGUAAUCCCUUCGACGUCAUCAAGACCCGGCAGCAGUUGCAGGGUGAACUGAUGGACGCUGCGUCCAAGACGCAACGCAAUCCAUACAGAUCGAUCUUCAAGUCCAUAGAAUCGAUCCUCAAGGCGGAAGGCAUAUCCGGGCUGCAGAAAGGGCUUGUAUCGGCUUUGGCGUUCCAAUUCACGAUGAACAGCAUCCGGUUAGGGAUCUACCAGACGGCGGAGAACUACGAGUGGACUCGAGGUAGCAGCAAGUUCGGCACGUUGAUGUACUCGAUCUACUGGGGUGGGUUCAGUGGAGUGAUCGGAGCGACGGUGGCCUGCCCGCUCUACAUGAUCAAGACGCAGAUUCAGGCCACCUCGCACGGGAAGUACGCCGUCGGUUUCCAGCACAAUCACACGGGAACGAUGGACGCCUUGGCCGGGAUUUACCGGACCUACGGUAUCAAAGGCCUGUGGCGGGGCUAUCCGGGAAUCGUGACGCGUACGGCCGUGGGAUCGUCAGCACAGCUGGCGACCUUCUCCAGCUUUAAGGAUUUCUUUGUGCAGUUUGAGUUCUUCCAGCAGUCGGUGGCGUUUACGGCGUUCGCUGCCAGCAUGUUCAGUGGGUUCUUUUGCUGCGUGUUUAUGUCGCCGUUCGAUGUGAUUGCAACGAGGCUGUUUAAUCAAGGUGUGGACGCCAACGGGCGGGGCAUGCUCUACCGCAGCGUGUGGGACUGCUUCAGUAAAACCCUGCGCGCAGAAGGUCUGCACGGCCUGUACAAGGGCUUCGUACCGAACUACUGGCGUAUCGCUCCGCACACGAUCCUCAAUCUGACGUUCUGGGACCAGUUCAAGAGCUGGAAGGAUUUGUACUACUGAUUGAACGGCGCGCGCGUUCGUGCGAGUUCUGAGCACGGUUCUGGGAUAUUAGCUGUUAGCUGCACAUGGUGCUGUAAAAGGAUAUUUUUUUUUUAUAAUUUCAAAAUAGCUGUAAUUUUGUUGACUAAUUAGAUAAGGGCGCUAUCGAAUCGAACAACAAAUGACAAAGCGUAGCUUAAGCGAUGAUAUUUGUAAAUUAGGAUGGUAAAAGCUUGUUGAUCAAACGAAAUAAAAGUGGAAACGCAAUGUGAGAA
Molecule: messenger RNA, 1334 nt
Organism: Aedes albopictus (Asian tiger mosquito)
Lineage: Eukaryota; Metazoa; Arthropoda; Insecta; Diptera; Culicidae
Product: solute carrier family 25 member 35
Exons: 3
Coding region: 175-1080 (301 amino acids)
Source: RefSeq, a predicted model, not a curated record